GCGCGGAGUCUCCAAUCUGCCAUUUUCUGUCCCUGGCUAAGUGUCUGGCGUCCUAAAUUUCCACUGCUUUCCUCACAGACUCUGUUCCUCUCACUGGUCCACCUCCUCAGGGGAACGAUGGCCACAGAGUCCACAGCCACUGCCGCCAUCGCCGCGGAGUUGGCUUCCGCCGACAAAAUUGAAGAAGAUGCUCCUGCUCCUUCUACCUCCUCAGAGAAAGUGGAGAGUCUGGAUGUGGAUAGCGAAGCUAAGAAAUUAUUGGGUUUAGGACAGAAACAUCUGGUGAUGGGCGAUAUUCCAGCAGCUGUCAAUGCAUUUCAGGAAGCAGCUAGUCUUUUAGGAAAGAAGUAUGGAGAGACAGCUAAUGAGUGUGGAGAAGCUUUCUUUUUCUAUGGGAAAUCACUUUUGGAACUAGCAAGAAUGGAGAAUGGUGUGUUGGGAAAUGCCUUGGAAGGUGUGCAUGUGGAAGAGGAAGAAGGGGAAAAAACUGAAGAGGAAUCUCUGGUAGAAAAUAAUGAUAAUGUAGAUGAGGAAGCAAGGGAAGAGUUGAGAGAACAGGUUUAUGACGCCAUGGGAGAGAAAGAAGAAUCCAAAAAAACAGAAGGCAUGUCUCUGUCAAAGCCUGAAACUGCUAAAGAACAGGAGAGUGAAAUGGAGAAGGGUGGAAGAGAAGAUAUGGAUAUAAGUGAGCCUACAGAGGAGCUCCCAGAAAAAGUUGAAUUGACUCCAGAUCAGUUAACUGAAACCUCUGAAGAGGCAAAAGGAGCAGCAGCACCAGAAGGACUGAAUGAAGCUGAGGUCACUUCUGGGAAAUCAGAACAGGAAGCAGCAGAUGCUGAGAAAGGAAAAUCAGUGUCUGGAACUGACGUCCAAGAAGAGUACAAAGAAAAAGUUCAGGAGAAGCAGGGAGAGGUGAUUGUGAGAAUAGAGAAGCCAACAGAAGCUUCUGAAGAGCAGCCUGUUACAACUCUAGAAAAGCGUAACACUGCAGUGGAGGUAGAAGCAGAGCCUGUAGACUCAACAGUCAAGCCAGUGGAUGUGGGUGGGGUUGAACCAAAAGAGCAGAUAGCUACCUCUGAAAAUGAGCCAGGAAAGGCUGUUCUCAAUGAGCAGUUGGUAGGGCAAGAUGUGCCUCCUGUGGAAGAGUCACCAGUGGUGACAACAGAGGCUGCAGAGGUGGGAUCAGAAGUCUCUGAGAAGUCUGAGCAGGAGGCCACAGUUGUCUCCAACGAUGGUGCAGUUAAUGGACUGUCAGCUGCAGGAGAUCAGGCUUCUGUUGACCCACAGCCUUCUGCAGAAAGAGUGACAGAAACAAAAGGUGGCUCAGAACUAGAGGAGGUCAGGGCAGAACUGGCUCCUAGCCAGGAGGCUAAGCUGCCCAUUGAAGAAUCUGAGGGAGCUGGUGAUGGGGUUGAGACCAAGGUAGCCCAAGGGGUUACUGAGAAAUCACCUGAAGACAAAGUUAAGAUAGCUGCUAAUGAAGAGACACAAGAGAGAGAAGAACAGAUGAAAGAGGGUGAAGAAACCGAAGGCUCAGAAGAGGAGGAUAAAGAAAAUGACAAGGCUGAAGAAGAAACACCAAAUGAUUCAGUUCUUGAAAAUAAAUCUCUUCCAGAAAAUGAAGAUGAGGAGAUUGGGAACCUAGAGCUUGCCUGGGAUAUGCUGGACUUGGCAAAGAUCAUUUUUAAAAGGCAAGAAACAAAAGAAGCCCAACUUUAUGCUGCACAGGCACAUCUUAAACUUGGAGAAGUUAGUGUUGAAUCUGAGAAUUAUAUCCAAGCUGUAGAAGAGUUCCAGGCUUGCUUGAACCUGCAAGAGCAGUAUCUGGAAGCCCAUGACCGGCUCCUUGCAGAGACCCACUACCAGCUGGGGUUGGCUUAUGGAUACAACUCUCAGUACGAUGAGGCAGUGGCACAGUUCAGCAAAUCUAUUGAAGUCAUUGAGAAGAGAAUGGCUGUGCUCAAUGAGCAGAUGAAGGAGGCUGAAGGAUCAUCUACUGAAUAUGAGAAAGAGAUUGAGGAGCUGAAAGAAUUGCUACCUGAAAUCAGAGAGAAGAUAGAAGAUGCAAAAGAAUCCCAGCGUAGUGGGAAUGUAGCUGAAUUAGCUCUGAAAGCUACUCUGGUGGGGAGCUCGACUUCAGGUUUCACUCCCAGUGGAGGAGGCUCUUCAGUCUCCACGAUUGCCAGUAGAAAGCCAGCAGAUGGUGCUUCUUCAUCAAAUUGUGUGACUGAUAUUUCCCACCUUGUCAGAAAGAAGAGGAAACCAGAGGAAGAGAGCCCCCGGAAAGAUGAUGCAAAGAAAGCCAAACAAGAGCCGGAGGUGAAUGGAGGCAGUGGGGAUGCUGUCCCGAGUGGAAAUGAAGUUUCAGAAAACAUGGAGGAGGCUGAGAAUCAAACCGAAAGCCGAGCAGCAAUGGAGGGGACAGUGGAGGCUGGAGCUACAGUAGAAAGCACUGCAUGUUAAGAGAGGGAGCAGAGCCUUCCUAUCAAGGGAAAGUGUUUUGUAUAUAAUGUAUUUUUUCACUUUUGGGGGAUUCUUUUUGUAUAACUUCAAUAAAGAUUGUAAGCAAAGGUUGAA
Messenger RNA from Lepus europaeus (European hare), 2577 nucleotides. It is a transcript of the gene NASP, whose product is annotated as nuclear autoantigenic sperm protein. Gene Ontology annotation, biological process: DNA replication-dependent chromatin assembly; CENP-A containing chromatin assembly. Gene Ontology annotation, molecular function: histone binding. The record is from RefSeq and is a predicted model, not a curated record. The coding region runs from base 118 to 2463 and encodes 781 amino acids. The transcript has 14 exons. Gene Ontology annotation, cellular component: nucleoplasm. Lineage: Eukaryota; Metazoa; Chordata; Mammalia; Lagomorpha; Leporidae.